AUGAAGGAUAAUAAACUGGGACAACCAUCAGGGCACUCAAUCAGCUCGAACUUUUGGAAGAAGAUUUGGGGUAUCAAGGCACCCCCAGCCACGAAAUAUUUUCUGUGGAGAGCAGCUAGUGAGUCUCUUGCCACUAAUCUCAACUUGCACAAGAGAAAGGUGGUGGAGUCUCCACUUUGUCCUAUCUGCUCUAUGCAUCCUGAAUCAGUUGCACAUGCUUUCUGGACUUGUUCGGCAGCCCAAGAUGUGUGGUCUAUGAGCUCUAGAAGGAUACAAAAACUAUCUGUUUGGCACAAAAGGAAUUCUUGGCUAUUUGAGAAGCAUUUUCACCCUCCCAUCCAAGUGUCUAAACAGGUCCUUGCUGAGCUGAAUGCCAUUGGCACUUGGCUAGAGAACUCGGAAAAAAGGAUUAAGGUCCAGGUGCCUCAUAUCACACAAUGGUUUGCCCCUCCAACAAAAUUCUUUAAGGCUAAUUGGGAUGCAGCCAUAGAUAAAUGUAACUCGAGAUUGGGAAUUGGUGUGAUUAUCAGGGAUUCAGAUGCCUCUUUGUGUGUUGAAUUGGGAUUACACCAGUUCAUCUUAGAAGGGGACUCUCUUGGUGUGGUGAAGGCUGUCCAACAAGGAAAGGAGAGUUGGAGUUCAACUGGUAUGGUUAUUAGAGACAUCAAGGUGUUAUUAUCCAAGGUUCGUGGAUGGUCUAUCCAACAUGUUCCUAGGGAAAUCAAUGUAAUUGCCCAUGUUUUAGCAAAAUUUGCCCUGACCUGCUUGGAGGACUGUAUUCUCAUUGAGGACUAUCCUUCAUGUAUUCAGCAUUUGCUCUAA
Molecule: messenger RNA, 822 nt
Organism: Juglans regia (Persian walnut)
Lineage: Eukaryota; Viridiplantae; Streptophyta; Magnoliopsida; Fagales; Juglandaceae
Exons: 3
Coding region: 1-822 (273 amino acids)
Molecular function (GO): RNA-DNA hybrid ribonuclease activity; nucleic acid binding
Source: RefSeq, a predicted model, not a curated record